Messenger RNA from Suillus clintonianus, 285 nucleotides. RefSeq lists its product as uncharacterized. The coding region runs from base 1 to 285 and encodes 94 amino acids. The transcript has 2 exons. NCBI's taxonomy places the organism in Eukaryota, Fungi, Basidiomycota, Agaricomycetes, Boletales, Suillaceae. The record is from RefSeq and is a predicted model, not a curated record.
AUGGAGUGCACGUUUACCAUUAUCCAUGAGAAUCACCCGAUAUCCAUAACAAGACAGCAGCUGCCUCUCACAUCAGCACACUCGUUCGCUGACUAUCGGUUACAAGAUCAGACCAUCAAUAACGCCAUUAUAGACAUUGCGACACCACCUACUACGGGGCUUACUGCAUUCAAUGUCUAUGUCGCACUAUCGCGAGCUCGGGGCCGAGACGGAGUCCGAACUGAAGAUGAAAGGUUGGCAAUGAUGGAUCGGGAGACGGAGCAAUGGUGGAAAGGAAUGUUGUAG